AUGACCGAUAGUUCCAGGCGCGAUUUAGCUGAGGCUACGAGCGACGAGCACAAUAUAAUGUACGAAAAGGUGAAGAUCGGCGACUGUACUGAGAUUGCACCUAGUGUCGUAUUCUCGUCUGAUCGUGCGCAAUGGUUAAGCUGGUACAAGUCAAAGGGAUUAUCGCAACAAGAUGCUGAGAAUCAAUUCUUACAACUGGUCAGGAAGCUAUCGCAAGAGAUUACAUUGACGGCUGAACAGAAUGCAGCCUUAGAACCCCGAGGGUUGUCUGCACGAAUCAGACAACGUCUCUCUGGGCAGAGUUUAUGGCAAUUGCAGAUUCUAACGUUUCUAGUGUUUGCAAUCAUAUAUUUUGUCGCUGUCGAGAUGUGGAGACGCAGCACUAAGACACCAAUUAAGCAAGUCAGAGAGAAACUCUUACCACUUCUUUGGUUUGCAUUCGGCUACGCCAUCGUCAUUUUGCUACAGUCUAAAAGCUUUCUGUGGCCAAAACGUCUACAAGUAUCAUCUACUGUCGCCAAAAGCAAUUCUCAUAUAAAAAGACGUAGGCUCCGAGAGCCUAAAGAAACGGAGUUGGGCUCAUUUCUUCGCAAUCAUCGUAUUCAAAUCCAUCAGCAACCAAAUGAUGGAUAUACUGUGCCGCGGUUAGCAUUGGUGCUGCCGAGGGACCAGGAUGCAUUUCAGUUUGGGGACUGCACUGUCAAGAUUCCGUACACUGUCGAGCAGACUGCAGAUGUAUACUACCGUAAAUUCAAGGAACCUUUACCAGAUCCGGCAAGUCGGCUUCUAAUUUUUAUUGAGGUGCUCGAGGAACGGCAACUUGAUGACUACUGCGCUGUUUUUAAGCGUCGACUCUUACGAUUCCGAAAUGAAGCACCAUCUUUGAUCAAACGAUUUGUCAAUUCCGAUUUUGUCGAGUACAUCGAGGACUCACUGCUUGACAAGCAAAAUCGCAUAUUCUAUGUGUAUAUUCGAAACAAAUCUUUUCAAUCGCUGGGCGUGCUGGAAGACUUUUCUGUUUAUGAAGCCGAUGCAGAAAAGUCGCACUGGACGCGUCUCCAUCAAUGUUGCCGCGUGCACAUAACAAGCUCUUCGCUCGCAUUUUUUCGACCGAAGAUUGAGUCGUUCAUUUCGAACUUUUAUUGCAAGAAUGCACCGGAUGCUAGAAGUUAUCACCUUAAACGUAUUAGAGAGGAAUACGGUGACUAA
Messenger RNA from Plasmopara halstedii, 1209 nucleotides. RefSeq lists its product as hypothetical. Gene Ontology annotation, biological process: phospholipid transport. The transcript is spliced from 8 exons. NCBI's taxonomy places the organism in Eukaryota, Oomycota, Peronosporomycetes, Peronosporales, Peronosporaceae. Gene Ontology annotation, molecular function: phosphatidic acid transfer activity; fatty-acyl-CoA binding. The coding region runs from base 1 to 1209 and encodes 402 amino acids. The record is from RefSeq and is a predicted model, not a curated record. Gene Ontology annotation, cellular component: mitochondrial intermembrane space.